Messenger RNA from Oikopleura dioica, 2778 nucleotides. NCBI's taxonomy places the organism in Eukaryota, Metazoa, Chordata, Appendicularia, Copelata, Oikopleuridae. The record is from the annotation of a GenBank genome assembly.
AUGCAGCCCAAUUUAGAUUUUGACGACGGCGGAACAUUCUGUGGUGGGUGGGAAGAUGGCAAGGCUCACGGCCAUGGUAUCUGCACCGGACCGAAGAACCAAGGCGAAUACUGUGGAAGUUGGAACCAUGGCUUCGAAGUUACUGGCAUCUACACCUGGCCCAGCGGCAAUACUUUCGAGGGAACCUGGCAAAAGGGCAAACGAAGCGGCUUGGGCGUCGAAACCAAAGGCCGAUGGACCUACAAAGGCGAGUGGAACGCUGGGUUCAAAGGCCGAUACGGCGUACGUUCUAGCACGACUAGUCGCGCUAAAUUCGAAGGGACCUGGGAAAACGGUCUCCAAGAUGGUUAUGGUACAGAGACCUAUGCCGAUGGUGGCGUUUACCAAGGCCAGUGGAUGGGCGGUAUGCGCCAUGGAUAUGGCGUCCGACAAAGUGUCCCCUACGGUAUUGCUGCUACGGUGAACAAUGAGCUUCGUUCGAACUCACUCACUUCUAUCAACACCGAGAAGAGCAUGGCGAAUCCAGAUGAAGACGACAUCCCCUGGAUACCUUUAGCAAGAAGGCGCCAAAUCCGGCGGAGGAAGAUAGAACGAGAAAAGCAGGAGAACCCGGAACCUGAGAACCUCGAGCAAUCAGAUGAGGACGAUCUGGAUCCAUAUUCCAAAGCUCGUAAAGUUUUCAAAAACCCGGUUAUCAAAGCUCGAACAGCUGAGGAGGCUAAAGACCAGGCAACGAAAAUGGUGUCUCUUUCAAAGGUGAUUAUAUCGAUGCCAGCGAAGAAUAACAUCAAGGCUGAGAUCAAUCCAAAUAAUCCGUGGCAACAAUCAGCGGUGGUGCGAAAACAGGUUUUCUCAAAACCACAAAAGCCGACUUGGGCAGAUGCACCAGAACUCACGCUGCCUUCAAUUCCGAGAGUAUCACUGCCGAACACACCAGCUCCUAUUAAAAAAGCUCUAAAAGUAACAUCAGCGAGGAUAAGAUCUUUGUCUGAACGAGGAAGAAGCGCAACAAGAGGCAAACGUGAAGAAGUUUUGUCAAGAGCUCGUCGAGCACGAGACCUGUCGCUAGAACGAGCUCGAAAUUUUCGAGACAACGCAAAAGGCGGCCUCAUGUCUGGUGUUGAUAAGCUCACGCCAAGAGUUCUUCGUCGAGCUCAUCACUCAGCUCCACCAGCGGUAGCUAAUAGGGCAAAAAGCCAGGAAAGAGAUCGUCUAAAUGGAACUGAUUUGAACCACAUGGGUGCCCGAGGAGGAUUCGUUCUCUCCGUCGGCCACGAACGAGAAGGUGCGAGAAGUAGAGCAGAUCAAUUUAGAGAUGCUGAUUCAGUAUCUCAUUAUGAUGCACGUGGAGGUCGUAGUCAGAAACGUGGUUUCUUCCGAGGAGGGAAACUAAAAAAGGCAUUUACUGGGAUGAAACGAUCACGAAGCACAGCCGGUUCAACUAUAUCAGGAGAAUCUUUCGUCUCCCGGAUUUCGAGUACUAACUCAAUGGCGUCAAUGCGCAGCGGUCAGUCGGGCUAUGAAGGCUACGGUGAAGCGGACUUCGACAUUGAUGACAGCACUCAAGAAUUCUAUUAUGGAGAAUGGAAAAACGACAAACGAAAUGGGUCUGGAAUUUGCGAAAGAACGGACGGAUUCAAGUACGAAGGCCUCUGGCUCAACAACAGACGUCACGGUUACGGGAUAACCACCUUCAAAGACGGCUCUCGUGAAGAAGGAAAAUACAAGCAUAAUCAGUUCUGCGUCGUAAAAAAAUCCAAACUGUCCAUUCGCUCGGGAAAAGCGAAGGAGAAGAUCGAGAGUGCGCUGAAAAUGGCGCGCAAAGCUGCUGAAGUCGCCAAGCAAAAGGCUGAAAUCGCGAUGACAAGGACGCAGCAUGCGGUGGCUAAGGCUAGUCAGGCUGACGAAGUCGCGGAAUUAGCCAAAGACGAGGCGAAGAUUGCCCGUUGCGUGGCGAAAGAAAUGUCUCCGGAAUAUCACCAGCCAGGUCUUGAUUACGCCAAAAACGCACGCGAAUUUAACGGCGAGUACCAAGAGCCUAGGCGCAGCGAAACAUUUCCACAGUCCGGCGACGCUAACUUCCGCGAUGGCAGCUCUUCCCAAAUUUAUGACGAUCAGCAGUCAAUGAAUAGCAGUGAUCAUGGUCAAAGAGUUAUGCCACGAAGGCGGCCUAACAAAUCGCGAGAUCGGCGUGAUGAACGCCGGAAUUCGUAUGCACAGUCUCAACUCUCUGGUGGCAAGUCUCCAUCCUCAAGCUCACUCAAUCGUUACAACCGUCGCGCAAACAAAUACUCGGAGAGCGAAAGACAUCGUGAACCUCCAGAUAGUGAAAUCGCGGAAGACGAUGAUCAAGGAGGAAAUAAUUGGGGCAGUGCGAAUGGCGGAUACUCCCCCUACGAGUCCGAAAUGAAUCAGCUGCAGCCGAGACAAAGACAACGAGCCCAGAUGGAGGAAGAUGUAGAAUUUGGUAAUCAAGGUCCUUCCUCAAUGCAAAAAGCUCCCACGAGAAGGCGAAACCCUGCAUCAGAGUCAUCUACCGUUGGCUCUGAAAUCCAGGGACCAUCCUCUUCGGAAGUCAACCAAAUUGCACAGGAUCUCGACAUGAGCUAUGCUGCCCAAGGUCCUCGCUUUGCGCCAAAAAAGGAAAACUCCUUUACAGAGCAGCCUUUGCAGCCCCUUCAAACGGACACUGAAGCAGACUGGACUCGCUACUUGAUGCUUGUUCUUAUUAUCUUACUGAAUCUAGGAUUCUUAGUUUUGUUCUCACAUUUAUCUUGA